AUGGCUGAUAAUGGUGAUGUUUUCGGGCCUAACGGAACCGAGACGAGAGGCUUUAGAGAGUUUCUCCAUGCUACCUGUGCCGCCGGUCAAGCAGGGGCAACUCAGGCUCACAAUCUGGCCGAUAUUACCAAAAUGCAAUCCUUUGGUAUAACGCCCUUUCUCUCUCCCGGAGACCAAUGGGAGAGCUGGCAUGCGACAAUAACUACGAUGCUGGCUAGCAAUCGUCUCCACAACGUCAUUGACUGGUCAAAACCCAAGCCAGAACCGAGAGAUGUCAACGCCCAGCGUUGGUUUGAUGCCUCUUUGAAAGUCAAAGCUUGGCUGUUGAACUGCGUCGAUUGGGAGCUCAUUCGGGAGGUUGAAGCACGCGGAAAGCCGAUUGAUUUCGCGCACGAGUUCAUGAGAGAGUUAUGCGCGGUGGUAAACGGCGAGGGCAAUGCUGCUAUGCAAAAGGCGUACUUUGCCGUCGAGCGCUGUCGACGAAAUCACUUCAAAACAGUCACCAAAUAUCUGACAGAGAUGAGGCGACGUCUGCGCACGGCGCUGGACCUUGGCGUUCCCAUCACCCCGUGGAUGGUUUGGAUAAAGAUCCUGGAUGAACUGUCAAAGAUCCCCUCGCUUGACAGCGAUCUGGCGUUCUAUCGCCAUGACAUGAAUGUGCGAGAAAUCCCGACUGAUUUGACAUUGAUGGAGGUCUCUGGGUAUAUGACCACGUUGAAUACAGUGGUCGUCAAUCGAGGGCUUGACAAAGUAAAAGUCGUCAACAAACGGCGCUCAAACCCUGAAUUUUGGAAAGAGGAUGCCUUGGAAAAAUACUGA
Molecule: messenger RNA, 819 nt
Organism: Penicillium brevicompactum
Lineage: Eukaryota; Fungi; Ascomycota; Eurotiomycetes; Eurotiales; Aspergillaceae
Exons: 1
Coding region: 1-819 (272 amino acids)
Source: RefSeq, a predicted model, not a curated record